GGGGAGGGGGUUAAAUCACCAGCACACUUAUCACAAUAUACACAAUUCAGCAUGUCUGCCUGAGGGCUGCUGCAUGGGCAAACAAGCCUGGACAUCUUAUUCAUGUAAACUUAGGUAUUUCCUAACAUAUCCAGAGGAAUUCGUUUAUCAGGCUGUGCAUUUGAUUCUUGACACAUGGCUGGGAUGAGGUUUGUGAAUAUGGGUGUUCGUGUUCGGAGGACUGCUGAACCAGCAGAACCAGAACCUGAACCUGAACCUGAACCACAGCCCAAACCAGAACACGAGCCACAUCCUGCUCCCCCAACUCAUCAUGACUAUGAGAACAUGAAGAGCAAGUUCAUGAAUGAGCUGGAACAUCUUCCAUUGCCGAUGUGGGCUGUAGGAGCCAUCGUGGUGGUGGUGCUCGCCCUUGUGGCUUGUUUUACAUAUUGCAUGUUCAAGAAAUGCUUCGGCAAGAAGAAGAAAUCCAAGAAAGCUCGAGAGAGAAAGAGAGCAGCACGGAAAAAAGUAGAAGGGACUGAAAAAGAGGGUGAAGGAGAAAAAAAGGAGGAAGGAGAAAAAAAGGAGGGAGAAGAGCAAAAAGAGGAGCAUGAAAAUCUGGGAAAACUGGAAUUCUCUUUGGAUUACAACUUCACUGAUGCUCAGCUGAUAGUCGGAGUUCUUCAGGCUCAAGAUCUUCCUGCUAUGGAUAUUGGCGGCACAUCUGACCCAUAUGUAAAAGUUUACCUGCUUCCAGACAAGAAGAAGAAGUUUGAAACCAAAGUCCAGCGCAAAAACCUCUGCCCUGUCUUCAACGAGACCUUUAUCUUCAAGAUUCCCUAUGCUGAGUUGGGCGGUAAAACUUUGGUGCUGCAGGUGUUUGACUUUGAUCGGUUUGGUAAACAUGAUGUGAUUGGCCAGAUAAAGAUUCCUAUGAACUGUGUGGAUCUCGCACAGCCACUGCAUGAAUGGAGAGAUCUUGAAAAUGGAGAAAAGGAGGAGGAGAAACUUGGAGACGUUUGUAUUUCUCUGCGUUAUGUUCCCACUGCUGGAAAACUCACCGUCAACAUAAUGGAGGCCAAAAAUCUCAAGAAGAUGGAUGUCGGUGGUUUAUCAGAUCCGUAUGUGAAGAUUGUGCUACAGCAUAACGGAAAGCGUCUGAAAAAGAAGAAAACUACAGUUAAAAAGAACACACUGAACCCAUACUUCAAUGAGAGCUUCAGCUUUGAGGUCCCAUUUGAACAGAUUCAGAAAGUCCAACUCGUCAUCACUGUAUUUGACUACGACAAGCUGGGCAGCAACGACCCUAUCGGCAAAACCUUAAUUGGUUAUGGCGCUACAGGUGUCGGCCUACGCCAUUGGUCAGACAUGCUGGCCAAUCCCCGGCGUCCAGUGGCCCAGUGGCACGUUCUUCAAACAGAGGAAGAGGUGGAUGCUACUCUGAAGGCGCCACAUCGCUAACCAUCGUCAUGGUAACAAGUGGAUAUACCCAGAGUACACUCACAUCCAGGGUAACAGUGAAUCAUUCAUCUACUGAGCAACUUAGUGAAUGGCACUGAUAAGCACUGCAUGCAUCAGCUUUACUAGCAUGACCAGUGAUCUUUACUCUUUAUGUUUCAUGCAAGCAUUGCAGAGUUAUAGCUUCACACUUAAUGUUUUCUCUCCCAAGGUAAUUUUGUAUUAUGUGAAGAUCGUCAUGAUUUGUUAUGAGUUGUAUUUUUAAAUGCAUGUUUUUAUGUUUGGAGUAGAUGUGUUUUCUUUAUGGUAACUGUCACUCUGCAUGGUUUCGUAAGUUAUUUUGUUGUGUUAAAGACGUGAUGAUGAAUUGUUGCUAAUUUUGGUGAGAGCUAAACCAGUACAGAGAGUAUGUCUAUGAUUUUCGGCAAUUAUAAAACGAGAUCAGAAUUAAAAUAUUCUCGUCUGCAUUUAUUUAGCUAUGCAAAUGACAACAGUUCGAAUAGUUAUAUUUAUAUAAAUAGAUAGAUAUUUUGUAUUCCCAAUGCUAAAGUCAUUUUGUGUUUGAAAAUGCAAAUCAAAUUAAACCGAUGUAUCACUUG
Messenger RNA from Rhinichthys klamathensis goyatoka, 2036 nucleotides. It is a transcript of the gene syt5b, whose product is annotated as synaptotagmin Vb. Gene Ontology annotation, molecular function: calcium-dependent phospholipid binding; phosphatidylserine binding; clathrin binding. NCBI's taxonomy places the organism in Eukaryota, Metazoa, Chordata, Actinopteri, Cypriniformes, Leuciscidae. The record is from RefSeq and is a predicted model, not a curated record. Gene Ontology annotation, cellular component: synaptic vesicle membrane; axon; dense core granule. The coding region runs from base 175 to 1440 and encodes 421 amino acids. The transcript is spliced from 9 exons. Gene Ontology annotation, biological process: synaptic vesicle endocytosis; calcium ion-regulated exocytosis of neurotransmitter; regulation of dopamine secretion.